AUGUCUUUGGUUACCGGUCUUGCCAAUGAAGGGGAAGUCCCUGACUUUAAGCUUGACAUUUCUGACAGUUUCACUGCUGGCACUUCAAAUGUCUUCGACACACAUGGUAAUAGAUCCAAUGGCGGCAGCAGUCGCAGAGAUAAUGGCGACAAUCAUAUUUGUCACAUCUGCCACCAAGCUGGUCAUUUUGCUCGUGAAUGUCUUGAAAAGUUGCCUUUAAAAUGUCAUAAAUGCGGUCAAGCGGGCCACAUCAAGGCAGAAUGUGAUAAACAGGAUGUUCAAUGCUCGUUCUCAGGUAUCUGCAAGAUGUGUGGCGUCGAAGGUCAUCGCCUUGUCGAAUGUCCAGAGAUGCCCCCGGAGAAGUGUCGUUUAUGUGGCCAAGAAGGUCAUAGGGCAAUUGGCUGCACCUCUAAACGAACUGACAUGUUCCGAGAGGCACUCGACAUGUCCGAUGAGGAGGCCUGGGCUGCCAUGAAGCAAGCCUCCACGGCCAAAGAUAUGGAUAGUUUCCGCAUAGCAUUUCAAGCUUACUGCAAGUUCAACUACGAGCAAGCAGAGAAGGACACCAAUGUACCGCCAAUCAGGGCUCAUGAGCUUGAGGAGAGCUUUCGCAAGAACAACUUUGGUGUGUAUCUGAUCGCCAAGGAGAAGAGAGACCUGGACGAGACGUACACAAUCGUCUCUCCGGCAGGAGAGAGCGACCAGAAGUACAUCUUGACGUUUCAGUGGUCUGAGAAGCCGAAAAGUCCACGCGCCGCGCUCGGUUGGCCAAAAGAUCGGGAAGAGAAUCUUAGACGCCUUGAAAGUGCUGGUUUUGCUGUCAGCCGUGGCGUUCCCAAGUGUAGCAACUGCGGUAAACUUGGUCACCUCAAGAAGAGUUGCCCUGACGAGCGAGUUGCUCAUAGCUUCCAGUCGCCUAAGAUCAUUUGCGUCUACUGUGGAGAUGAAGGUCAUCGUGGUCGCAACUGCAAGAAUAAGCCUCAAGAAUUGUGCCGCAGCUGCAAACAGCCCGGACACCACGCCAUCGAGUGCACAAACUUACAUGGCAAUUCGGGUGAUGUCUGCAGGUCAUGUGGCGAGACGGGCCACCUCAGUCGUGGCUGUCCCACAAAGCCGUUGCAAGAUCUACGCACCUGUCGAAAUUGUGGAGAGCAAGGCCACAUUGGGAGGGACUGCACAAACCCGCCAAACAAAGAGCUGAUGCUCUGUCGUAACUGCGACCAGCAAGGCCAUACGAGUCGCGAGUGCCCCAAGCCUACAGACUGGAGUCGAGUCCGCUGCAAGGAGUGCGGCGAGCGAGGUCACACCUUCAAGCGCUGCCCUCGCUCAAACGUUUUGCCCAACAGCGGAGAUGUCAGAGCGGGCGAUUUCGCCAGUACAGAUGUUGUCGUCGAGUUUGCACGCGGUGACUGGGUCGAAAAUGACAAGGGUGCGGAAGAUCAUUCUCAAGAUUAUGGCGGAUGGUGACAGGACGUCACGAGGAGAUCCAAGCAUCCUACGACCGGGCCAUUCGUGUUGUAGUGAAAAAGGAAGGGGAAGGGAAAAUACGACGACCAUUCUAUGUAUAGAUAAUUGAGAGCACGGAACAUUAUGUGAGGCUUAGAACAGCAAGGUCCACGUCGAAUAUGCAACUGCUGAGGUUAAUCAGCGACGGAAUCGAAAAG
Verruconis gallopava is the source of this 1664-nucleotide messenger RNA. RefSeq lists its product as uncharacterized. The record is from RefSeq and is a predicted model, not a curated record. Gene Ontology annotation, molecular function: zinc ion binding; nucleic acid binding. The transcript is spliced from 4 exons. The coding region runs from base 1 to 1467 and encodes 488 amino acids. NCBI's taxonomy places the organism in Eukaryota, Fungi, Ascomycota, Dothideomycetes, Venturiales, Sympoventuriaceae.